This is a messenger RNA of Spodoptera exigua (beet armyworm), 558 nucleotides long. NCBI's taxonomy places the organism in Eukaryota, Metazoa, Arthropoda, Insecta, Lepidoptera, Noctuidae. The record is from the annotation of a GenBank genome assembly.
AUGUCGCUCACACGUGCCCAUAUCAACACGUGGACACGGGACGAGAAAGUUGUAGCGAUACGGGGCCGGUGUCGGUGAUUCGGUUUCGUCACGUUUCAAAGUGAAGACAUAGUAGAUAAAGUGUGCGAAAUACAUUUUCACGAAAUCAACAACAAAAUGGUGGAAUGCAAAAAAGCACAACCGAAAGAAGUCAUGCUCCCAGCUAAUUUGGCCAAGACGAGAGCCGCUGGCCGCGGCGCGUACGGUGAGUUGCUAGGUAGCGGCGUGGCCGGCGCGGGCGGCGUGCGGUACGCGCCGUACCCGGUACACGCGCCCGCGCAGCUGCUGGUCGGCGCGGGCGCAGGCGCGGGCACUCCCGGGGCCGCCGCGGCUGCCUACCGCCGUGCACUAGCCGCACUCCGCCCGACCCCGCGCCCCCCGCGCCCUGCGCUCGCGCCACUAGCACUUCCACCACUCACUUACUCUGUCUCUGAACUCCUCAAUGCGCACGCGCUCGAUAUCCAGACUCUAUACUCCCCUCUCACUCACACCACGAUCCCAACUCCUCUGCCCCUCUGA